Paramecium tetraurelia is the source of this 1446-nucleotide messenger RNA. RefSeq lists its product as uncharacterized. The transcript has 9 exons. NCBI's taxonomy places the organism in Eukaryota, Ciliophora, Oligohymenophorea, Peniculida, Parameciidae. The record is from RefSeq and is a predicted model, not a curated record.
AUGUCCUACCAAGUCGAAUAUUAAAGCCUUCCAUAAUAAGAUUUGCACAAUACAUAGGCCAACAAUCUACACUAAGUGAGUGAUAUCUAAAAUUAUGUGGAUAUUUAAAGUUUGGAGAGGAUGAAGACUUAAAAUACAAUUGAACAAACAAAUUUGAAGGUUGAUCCAGAAUCAAAGAAAAAAGUGAAAAAAUAGAGAGGUCACUGGUCAAAUGAAGAACAUUACAAGUUCUUGUAAUUUGUUAGAUUGCAUCAUGACCUUUUUAAAACAACUGUUCAUAAAAAGUUAAAUCGUGUAUUUAAAAUGAUGGCAGAGGAAAUUUAAACAAGAAAUGCUUGUUAAUGCAGAUCUCAUUUCUCCAAAUUUAAUCCAUUUAUUGAAACAACCAUCCUAAGAAGAAAAUUGUGUAACGAUGAAUAGGUAUAUGAAAAAAUGUUCGAAAAUAAAAACAAGCUUGAUGUAAAUAUAUAUUAAUAAUUAAAAUAUAUAAAAUUCACAUAUGUCAUAACUUCUCUCCAAGAUGGUAUCAUUUGCUGUUCCUAUCGUAGUUUCGAACCACAAGUCAAAGUGAAUUCAAAGUGCCAACAAAGUAAAGCACUGCCUGACGACUUCGCCUCGUAGAUAUUAAAUAACGACAUCGUAUUAGUACUCAGCAAUUACUCCAAUAACGAAGCUCUUAAAAAUUUGAUUUAGUUGUACAUGUAAGGGGUAGAGUUUUACAAAGAAUGCGAAGACAAAGCCCAUGAGUACUUUGAAAUAAAGUUAAAAAACAUAUUUACUAACCCAUCCAUUUUAUAGCCUUCUGAAUAAGCGAAACAGAGUACACCUCCAGAAAAGAAAAAAAUCGAAGUGCCAAAAAUAAAUGUUGUGUAACCUUCAUAUUCAUUUAUGAAUAAACCCAAGACCUCCAAAAAGCCAGACAAUAAUAUACUUUCAUUUAGUUUUUAAGAACCUGUAGUAGAUAAAUUUUUUUAAUAAUCCCAAUAGUUAAAGCUUUAUCACAGUGGGGAGGAAGAGGAAGAAGAAAACACUCAUUAAAAAAAUAUAAUAGAAUAAGAGAAGGAAGAGAAAAUUAAGGAGAUUCAAAAUUAAGUCAUUGAAGAAUAAAUCAUAAUUUAAACAGAAGGCAGAGCAAAGGAAAUAGCUAGUCAAUUUAAAAAGCAGGAAAGACGAAUAUCGUAGCAAAUCGAGGCAGGAAUGAGUGCAUAAGAGUCUAGUAUUCAAAAGCGAAAGGAAAUGAGGAAGUUACGUUCUUAAUUUUCAUUACACAAUAUCAAUAAAACACAAUCUACGCCAACAAUGAAAUAGUAUGACUAACACAAAACUCCAUAGGAUGAUCCCAAUUGUAUACCUGAAGAAACAAAUGAAAUAGGUAGUGGUAAGUUGUCUUCAAAUAAGAAGCAUAUAGAAGUUAAUUAAUUUUAAUUUAAUGAUGAGUGUAAAUGA